Messenger RNA from Malus domestica (apple), 1193 nucleotides. RefSeq lists its product as uncharacterized. NCBI's taxonomy places the organism in Eukaryota, Viridiplantae, Streptophyta, Magnoliopsida, Rosales, Rosaceae. The record is from RefSeq and is a predicted model, not a curated record. Gene Ontology annotation, cellular component: endoplasmic reticulum.
ACAUUUAUUGCUUCUCAUCACUUUGCUUAUUUCCUUCUAAACUACACCAACCAAACGUUGAAGAGUUCACCAAAACAAAGUUGAAGAGUUUCAAAGAAAAGCCAUCUACCCUCAAAAACCAAAAUGGGUGCUUUGUUGAAGCUUGUAGAUGCCACACUCAUCGUCUUCUUCAUCGUAAUUGCGGUGGCAGCGCCCUUGCUCGACUCGCAGAUAAUUCUGCCUCGGUGCCUCUUCCCAGACUGGCUGGUUGAACUCCAGAGCUGGUUAUACGUGCGCAUCUUAGGCCAUUAUCUUGUGACCGAGAAACAUCAUUUCUUUGUUGGCCUCGUUUGGCUGCAGCUACUCCUUCAGUGGCCUCUUGCGCUGGCCAACUUGUAUGGAAUUUUGGCCGCCAAGUCUUGGUUCAACACCACCUGCUUGAUCUAUGGAGUUUCUUUCUUCGGCUCCAUCAUUACUGAAUUAUCGGAGCUGGUUCAGUCCGGCAAGGCUUCUGAUAUGCUGAUAUAUUUUUACUUCCCUUUUCUGGGGUUAGCUGUUUUGGCCAUACUGCGGGGGCUUCUGCCACCAUCCUGCAAGACCACUUCAAGCAUCGGCAAGAGACCUACGUUGGGUAGGAAAAAGAAGGCUUGAGAUACAAAACUGAUCCAGAUUUUGUAGUCGUUGUGAGAGUGAUCAAUAUCGUUGAAACUCUUAUGAUGAAUGAUCGGAAGAUUUUGGCAAUUGAUGUCAUUUACAGCAUAUGAAACCACAGAGUUACAUGGAAAUCUUUCGUUCAUGUUAUGAACUUAGGAUUGUGAUUAUCUUAAUCACAAAUUAAGAGUCAAGUUAGUUGUAAUUGAGGGUUUUACUUGUUAUUUGUUAGAAGUGUCAGCUGGCGGUAGUCACUCUUUGUGUAUAAGAGCACUUGCUCUUUGGUUUGUAAUGAGAUCAGAAUUUGUUUUCAGGAGCUCUGCUCUCUCUCUCUCUCUUCCUUCCCCCUUCCUCUCUAGCCUCUGUGUUACUUUCAGGUUGAUUAAGGGCUUAGAGAUUUGGAUCUUAUCAGUUCAAGAUGAUUUGGUUUCGGCUUGGUCAUAGUUGCUGGUAUUCAGUUGCAGGAAUUCCUUUAUGCUCACCUUUUCAGAGAUUGUAUUUGACUACUCUGCUCAAUUUCUCCUUUCAUUUCUUGCCUAAACAAAAGAUGGAAAUUCACUAUA